GGCGUGUGCAGUUGCUGCAACAACUGGUUGGAUGGGUUUUUGGGUCCUGAAUGUACUCGCUGCGGCAGACACACACAAAGGUAAAGCUGUCCCGUCCGCACCUGUCCAGCAGAUCAUGACGUCAGCCGAGCCCGGCCCUCUGACCACUCACGUGCUGAACACCGGAGACGGCGUCCCGGCCGCCAAGAUGGCCGUCAGCCUGCACCGGCUCGACUCCACGCUGAUGAUCUGGAACAUGCUGAGUAUCGGGACUACAAAUGAAGAUGGCCGCUGCUCAGGACUCGUCAGCAGAGAAGCGUUCAGCGCCGGCAUGUACAAGCUGCGCUUUGAGACGGGUUCCUACUGGGAGAAGAUGGGUCAGAACUCCUUCUACCCGUAUGUGGAGGUUGUGUUCACCAUCACUGAGACGGAGCAGAGGUUCCACCUCCCUCUGCUGAUGAGUCGUUUCUCCUACACCACCUACAGAGGAAGCUGAGAGCAGCUCAUGUAAUAUAUAUCUAUAAAACAAUAAUAAAACAUGAAUAGAAAUAAGAGCAAUAAACACAGCAGGAAAGUCUAGGAGAAGACACACACACAUAUACACACACACACACACAUAUAUACACACACACAC
Etheostoma cragini (Arkansas darter) is the source of this 613-nucleotide messenger RNA. Its product is annotated as 5-hydroxyisourate hydrolase-like. The record is from RefSeq and is a predicted model, not a curated record. The coding region runs from base 32 to 475 and encodes 147 amino acids. Gene Ontology annotation, biological process: purine nucleobase metabolic process. The transcript is spliced from 4 exons. Lineage: Eukaryota; Metazoa; Chordata; Actinopteri; Perciformes; Percidae. Gene Ontology annotation, molecular function: hydroxyisourate hydrolase activity.